AUGCGGGAAUACGAGGAACUUGGUCACAUGACUAAUGUUAAGGAAACAUCGCAUGACUACUCUACGUUUUACAUGCCACACCACGGUGUACUUCGACCGGCCAGUGCAUCAACCAAGUUGCGCAUGGUCUUCGACGGUUCAUUGAAGUCAGACAGUGGAUUAUCGUUAAAUGACUGUCAAUAUCGAUCGUCCAUUGCAACGCAUACUUUGGCGAACAGACCCAAAAGAGGAGAUAAAGAUUUACGAAUUGAACACAUUAACUUACGGCACAUCAUCGGCAUCUUACUUAGCCAUUCGUUCGCUUAUGCAACUGAGUGUGAACAAUCCCUACCUGGCGUCGCCAGGAUCAUUCGUUCGGACUUUUAUGUCGAUGAUCUGUUGACUAGUUUCAAUGACAUUGAAAAAGCAAAGGCAGUUAUUCAAAAAUUGCGUGACAUGUUACUUUCAGACUGCCUGCCAUUAGCAAAAUGGGUUUCUAACGAACCUUCAAUCAUAUCAAAUGUUGUAGGUAAGGAAGAUAAGUUGUCUAUAAUCACGCUGGGUGAAAACAAUACGCACAAAACGCUAGGGCCGAAUUGGCGGAUAGAUAGCGAUCAUCUUACGUUUUCGAAAAACUUCUCUAAGCAGUUUAAGGUUACAAAUCGAAGCAUCCUUUCCGAAACUUCACAAAUAUACGAUCCUUUGGGUGUGUUGGCUCCAUGUAUAAUUCUGGCAAAAAUUAGUCUGCAAAAAUUGUGGUUAGCAAAAACCGAAUGGGAUGAGUCCUUGCUAUCAGGCAUUCAAUCACAAUGGCUUGAAUAUCGCAAUCAGUUAGCGUGCCUAAACAAUAUUAUAAUUCCUAGACAUUCUAUUUGCAGCAAUCCUGUGAGAAUUCAAAUCCACGGAUUUUCCGAUGCAUCGAAGGAUGCGUACGGAGGAUGUGUUUAUCUAAGAUCGCAAAAUGCAACAGAAUCUGUUCACGUUUCACUGCUAUGUGCCAAGUCGAGAGUCGCUCCCUUAAAGACAGAAACUAUACCUCGACUCGAAUUAUGCGGAGCAUUAACUGUCGCCCGCUUAGUUUCAAAGGUAAGCAGAUCCAUGAGCUGCAAAAUCGAUCAAAUCUUCUUAUGGACAGAUUCCACCAUUGUGUUGAAUUGGAUUCAAGGACAACCACAUACCCAACUAGUAUUUGUCGCUAAUCGAGUAUCUCAGGUACAACAGCUGGAUCUCGAUGCACAAUGGAGACACAUAUCGACCGAUCUAAACCCAGCAGAUUUACUGUCUAGAGGUAGCGUAGCUCCAUCGAAGUUGAGGAACUUGGAAAUUUGGUGGCAAGAGCCUAAGUUCUUACAGAGUCACGAAUCCGAAUGGCCUCAUGACGAGUAG
This is a messenger RNA of Trachymyrmex cornetzi, 1365 nucleotides long. RefSeq lists its product as uncharacterized. Lineage: Eukaryota; Metazoa; Arthropoda; Insecta; Hymenoptera; Formicidae. The record is from RefSeq and is a predicted model, not a curated record. The transcript has 2 exons. Bases 1 to 1365 code for a protein of 454 amino acids.